Messenger RNA from Polypterus senegalus (gray bichir), 2029 nucleotides. RefSeq names its product protein FAM102A-like. The record is from RefSeq and is a predicted model, not a curated record. NCBI's taxonomy places the organism in Eukaryota, Metazoa, Chordata, Cladistia, Polypteriformes, Polypteridae. The coding region runs from base 648 to 1799 and encodes 383 amino acids. The transcript has 12 exons.
UCUUCAGCGUUGCUCAAGUGCGGGCACUAGAGGGUGAAUUCUGCUCAGUACACUGCGGGAUUUUUUAUUAUUUUUUUCGUCCCCUCCUUCGUUUUUCUUUUUCGCUUCAGAGUCUUCGUCAGAGUCCCGUGUGGAUUGUAUUACACGCUUUCGCUGCUCCCGCUUCUGUCGCUCUUCACUUAUACCGUGUCGCCUCUGGGGCUGUUUGCGGCUUUUCCUUCCAGUUAGCCCGCUCUCCAAGCACGCCAGCUCGCCUUCGGUCCCGGUCGGGGCGUCUGCAAGACAUUGAACCUGGAUUUGGAGUCUGCAAGAGGAACGGCUCUCCCUCAGCGGAGCUUGAUGAGCGGCGUUACAAGCGAGCACUGCAGAUUUGCACCCGGACGUCUCUGCCGAACUCUCAGCGAUGUUGAAUCGAAGCACAAGCAGCAAAACGUUCCAGGCUCCCGGUUAACUACCCUGCCCUGAACUUGACACUUCUUCUUCAUGUUUUAAAAAAUUCUUUUUUUAUUUAGUUUUUUUUUUUUUUAAUUUUUGGUUUUGUUAUUUGAGUUGUAUCUUUUUUUGUUUUUUCUUUUCUUUCAACCUUCAAUUCGACCAGCACCCUUUGCGCAAAUCGUUGCUUUUAAUCCCAAGGGACUGCUUGGUCAAUGGCGUUUUUAUCCAAGAAAAAGAAGUUCAAGUUUCAGAUCAGCUUCACUCUGGAGGAGUUAACGGCUGUCCCCUUCGUCAAUGGAGUCCUCUUCUGUAAAAUGCGACUGCUGGACGGUGGCGAUUUUACAAUUUUAUCUUCAAGGGAGGAGGUUCAGAAUAACUGCGUUCGAUGGCAGAAGAACUACUCCUUUGUGUGCAAGAUGAGCGCCAACCCCAGCACUGGGGUGCUGGACCCCUGCACGUGUCGUGUCUCUGUGCGGAAGGAACUGAAAGGUGGAAAAGCUUAUUCCAAGCUUGGAUUUGCUGACCUCAACCUGGCGGAGUUUGCAGGCUCAGGCUCCACAGCUCGCUGCUGUUUACUAGAAGGGUAUGACACCAAGAACACGAGGCAGGACAACUCCAUUCUAAAGGUGACAAUAGGAAUGACGCUGCUGUCAGGGGAUCCUUGCUUUAAAACGCCUCCUAACAUCACCAAGUCCAUCUCGGUGCCUGGGCACGAUCACUCCUUGCAGCUGGAAUGCAAGGGAGAAGGUACUGGGGCAAACAGCAUCGCCACGACUGGCAUCAGCACCGUACGGCAGCUUAAGUCGCGCACCUCUGUUCUCAGCUCAGGUUUGCCAGAAGAGCCAGACCAGAGCCUGUCGAGUCCAGAUGAAGUAUUUCACACGGGACACUCCAGGAAUUCCAGUUAUGCCAGCCAGCACUCCAAGAUAUCAGGCUACAGCACUGAGCAUUCACGUUCAUCCAGUAUGUCAGACCUGACCCACCGCCGCAACACCUCAACAAGCAGCAGUGCGUCUGGAGGACUCAGCAUGACGGUGGAGACGACGGAGAGCGAACGUGAGCCCAUCCGGCCCGAGAGGCCUCCCCGACCACCACGGCCUGCACUUCCGCUAGAUCGGCCUUCCAGGAGAAAGAAAGACUCCGUAGAGAACCACCCGACCUGGCUAGACGACACCAGAAUAGACGCUGAUGAUAUAGUGGAGAAGAUCGUCCAGAGCCAGGACUUCACGAAUGCCAGCAACAAUGAAGACAGUAAUUUGCGACUGUUUGUCAGCAGAGAUGGCACGACUGCCCUCGGUGGGAUCCAGCUGGGAAACAGGGUGUCGGCUGGCGUUUUUGAACCCGUGGUUAUCGAAAGCCAUUGAAGCCCAUUUGACAUUCCAGUGGGUGUUUGUUUGUUUUUCUCCCCACCAACCCCUCCUUCCUGCUGUUUUGAACGGACCACCUUGAGACAUCGUGCUGUGCCGCAGCUUCAUGGCUUCCUAUGCUUUGUGUCUCCGUGUGCUUUAAAGCUCAAACGUGCAACAUACCUGAAGAGGGUGGCACUGCCAGAAAUGAAAUGGCCACUGCUGGAUCAGUCGCUUUUCUGGGGGGC